Messenger RNA from Xyrichtys novacula (pearly razorfish), 771 nucleotides. NCBI's taxonomy places the organism in Eukaryota, Metazoa, Chordata, Actinopteri, Labriformes, Labridae. The record is from the annotation of a GenBank genome assembly.
AUGGAUUCUGACACUGGAUCCUCAUGUAGCCGCUCCUCAUCUCCAGACCUAGUGGUAAACGAUGCUGCCAGGAGCUUCUUCUCCAACAAGAUGUUCCAGACCUACUACAGAGAAAAUGGAGAAGACAACAAGGCUACCAAAAGCAGAAUGGAUGACGGCUUGACUGCGAAGCCCAAGGCCAGGUCCGAGCUCAACAGGGACGAGAUUCAAGACAUGAGACUGAAGGUCAACAGCCGGGAGAGGAAGAGAAUGCAUGACCUGAACCAGGCAAUGGACGGUCUGAGAGAGGUCAUGCCCUACGCUCACGGACCGUCAGUACGCAAGCUUUCUAAAAUCUCCACCUUGCUGUUGGCUCGCAACUACAUCCUCAUGCUGUCCAGCUCCUUGGAGGAAAUGAAGAAGCUUGUGGGGGAUGUUUAUGGAGGAAGUGCUACCAUCCAGAGUCGCUCUUCUGCCCUCUCUGCGAUGAACCCUACAACCCCCUCUGCACACCUCCCUCUUCAUCCUCUGGCCCAGUCUUUACACUCUCUGGUUGCUAGCACCCCUUUGACUUUCCAGCAUCACUCAACUUCUGCUGUAGCGCCAGCUCCACACUCCCCUCCUUCUUCCACCUUCCUAAGCUUUCAUUCUCCCAUCCAAGGACUUCUCAAGGACCCUCAUCACCUGUCUAGCACCUACAGACACCUCCCUGGCAUGCCUUGCCCCUGCUCCCUCUGCCAGCCUUUGCCCACCACUACCUCCACAUUGCAGAGCAUGUCUAUGACCAAGUGA